AUGACUUCUAUAAUAAUCUGUGGAAACUAUUGGAUAAACAGCGGGGCAGCAUGGAUUUACAUAAACGAAAAAAGCCGCUGGGAUUAUAUUGGAGAAAACGCCAACACUAAUAAUUUUAACCGAGUUAUUUAUGAGGCCUUAGAAAAAAUUGAAAGUUCUGGUUCAGAUUACCAAGAUUUAACCCACAAAGAUACUUUUAUGAAUAAAAAUCUUGACUUUCAAAAAUUAUCUACUAUUUUUCAUGAUUUUGAUAAUGCUUUUGUCAAGAAGGAGGGAAAUUUACAAUUAGAUUAUUUAGGCAAUACUUACCAAUUUUUUCUCCAGCAAUUUGCGGCUAGUAGUGGUCGGACUGGUGGCGAAUUUUAUACUCCCGCUUGCGUGGUUCAAUUAUUAGUAAAUAUUCUCCAACCCUUUCCGCGAAAAGAUUGUGAAAUAGUAAUUUAUGACCCUUGCUGUGGUAGUGGUGGAAUGUUCGUCCAAAGACCACGAGCCGAGGACACUUUUAAAGAAGACUUACACCAAAAUAAAAAAGCCGAUUAUAUUAUUACUAAUCCACCUUUCAAUAUUGCUAACGACCAAAUAAAAGAAAAUGACCCUCAAAAGGGAGUAGCAGCCAUAAUUAUGGCUAAUGGCACCCUAUCUGGAUUAGCCAAGAAAGCAGCGGCUAUCCGGCAAAAGUUGGUUGAAGAUAAUUUAGUGGAAGCAAUAAUUACCUUGCCAAAUAAUUUAUUCUAUACUACUGGAAUUGCUCCUAGCAGUCGAAGAAUACUAACCGACAAGAAUAUUCAGGAUGUUGCAGAAGUUUAUCAUAAAUUUCAGGAAAGUCGAGAACUUCCUGAAAAUGGACUGCUGGCGGAAGUUGUUUCCCCAGAAGAAAUUAAAGAAAGCAAUUAUAUUUUGGUUCCGGCUCGAUAUUUGUCCCAAAAUGAAAUUGAAUUAACUCCUCAGCAAAUAGAUGAAAAAUUGUUAAAACUCACUACCGAAUUAGAAAAUCUAAUCACCCCUAAACUACUCAGCAAAAUACUAGUUAGAAAUAUUAAUGGCCAAAUUAUCAAAGUUAAAAUUGUCGAAACUGAAGCCUAUAUCGGCAAAAUUGACCGAGCCUGCCAUGCUCAUCAGGAAAAUAGGUCAAGAUGGAAAUCUGCCGCCUUAAAUAAUCAGGGCGGUUGUGCCUAUAUUUAUCUUAUUUAUAGUAUGUAUUACUGUUUUAAUAUUGCCUCUUCUCUGGAAGGAGACCCACAAGGAGUAUUAAUUCGAGCAGCUGAACCACUUGAUCACCAUACAAUUCUAGUUAGUUCCCAACUUAACGAGAAAAAAAAAUAUCACUAUUAUACUAAUGGUCCGGGAAAAUUAUGCCGAGCACUAAAUAUUGAUAUAAGCCUUAAUCAUGUUGAUUUAACUACUAGCAAUCUAAUUUAUUUAGAAGAUGCACCCGAAAUCGACAAAGACCAAAUUAUUAUCACCAAGAGAGUAAACAUUGAUUAUGCCGGAGAUGACAAAGACCGCUUAUGA
Molecule: messenger RNA, 1512 nt
Organism: Ambispora gerdemannii
Lineage: Eukaryota; Fungi; Glomeromycota; Glomeromycetes; Archaeosporales; Ambisporaceae
Source: the annotation of a GenBank genome assembly